This is a messenger RNA of Olea europaea var. sylvestris, 855 nucleotides long. Its product is annotated as glycine cleavage system H protein 2, mitochondrial-like. The coding region runs from base 127 to 591 and encodes 154 amino acids. Lineage: Eukaryota; Viridiplantae; Streptophyta; Magnoliopsida; Lamiales; Oleaceae. The transcript has 3 exons. The record is from RefSeq and is a predicted model, not a curated record. Gene Ontology annotation, biological process: protein lipoylation; glycine decarboxylation via glycine cleavage system. Gene Ontology annotation, cellular component: mitochondrion; glycine cleavage complex; cytoplasm.
GGCCCUAUUAAGCUAGUAAAAACCGCAAAGCCUAACUUUUAUUUCGGAGCAAAAAUAGUGUUUUCUGUGAGUGCGGGCCACUGCAUCAGAGUGCAAACGGUGAGUUUUGGUUCCUUUCUGUAAAACAUGGCCUCAAAAUUGUGGGCAUCAAGGGCUGCUUCAUACUUCAGGAUCUCUCUUUUUCACAGAGGCUUUGCCACUGUCAUCAAGGAUUUCAAGUAUGCAGACACUCACGAAUGGGUGAAAGUUGACGGUAGUUCUGCUACGGUGGGAAUAACCGAUCAUGCUCAAGAUCACUUGGGUGAUGUUGUGUAUGUUGAACUGCCUGAAGUGGGAACUGCCGUAACACAAGGUGGAAGUUUUGGUGCUGUGGAAAGUGUCAAAGCAACUAGUGACAUCAACUCUCCAAUUUCAGGGAAAGUUGUUGAAGUUAAUGAAGAACUUAAUAAUUCUCCUGGUUUGAUUAAUGCAAGCCCAUAUGAAAAUGGAUGGAUCAUAAAGGUGGAGAUGGGCAAUUCUGAAGAAGGGAAAUCCUUAAUGGACUCUGACCAGUACUCAAAGUUCUGUGAGGAAGAAGAUGCUAAGCACUGAGGGAGACGGCUCACAAUUUCAAUGAAGAAACACUUCUGUGGGGAGGACUUGUUUUCUAGUUGGUGAUGAUGAUGAACAGUACAAAAUUAUGUUUUUUUUUUUUUCCUUUUUCUUCUCUUUGUUUGAUCCUGGAAUAUUUUCUGCUUCAGCACGUUUCUUUCUUUUUCAAGUUCUUGUGGAAAGCUUAUCUGAAUUAAGAAUAAUUUUUCCAAGUAUUUUGCGAGAUCAUAAAUUUGAAAUUACAAUAUUUUCAUAAUCCUUCAA